AUGCCUCAGGUGGAAGAGAAGCGAGGUGACGGGCUACGAGUGGCACCCCCCGGGAUCUAUCGCCCUGACACCAGGGCAGGAGCCAGGACCGACAGUGGAACCACUGCAGAACCCGUUGUCCAAAUCGCCAAAGCAAUCCAGCAUCAAACAGCAGAAUUGGCUUCUUUGGUUCGUCAACAAACCGAAGGAGCAGGAGGUCAGGUCCCCGGUACAAUCCGGGGGCUCAACAAACAAUCAGAAGAACUGGUCUUCUUGCUUCGGGCGUGUGGCCAGUAUCGAGUGCGUGUUGGUGCGGAAGAGCACGGUCAGGCACUAGCAAACUCGUUGCUGUCCGCUCAGAUAGGAGCCUCGACCAAGCUUCGAGCAGCAGGCUUCCGCCAACGGAUGUCAACACGGCUGGCAGUUGGAAUUGCAGGGCCAUACUGGGGCAUUCAGGAGAAGUAUGGCCUGAGCGCCGCGGACUUCCUUUCCUACACGGACGCUGAGCUCGACCAGUUUGCUUCUGAGGCCAAGGUGAUGAAGAACACCGACCAAAGACCUCCUCCUCCGUCCAGGUUCGAUGAGUGGACCGCCCGAGUACGACGCCAGACAGAUGUGUGGUGCCUGGUUUAUGGGGAGGAAUGGAGAGCCGUUCGGAACAACGCCCUCAACCUCUUGUCGGAGUGGCAUCUGUCCCAUCCUCACAGGUGGCCGCUGGCCAUAGUCAUCGACAUCUGGGAGGAGAUUCACUGGCGAUUUCUGGAGGAGCUCAAGGACGUGCUUCGGAGCCUCAAGAAGGAGAUUGGUAGGGAAACGAUCAGCCUCACCGAGCUCAAGUUCCAUGCGCUACUUCCCGGACCAGAUGGACAGGCAUGGCUGGUGAUGCCCACGACCUUCGACAUCGAGAAGCCCGACUCAUGGUUCCAGACCGAGGUCCUCCCAAGGAUCGAGAGGAAGCAAGACCGCCUCUUAUGGAAUCUCACUUGGCAGGGCGGUGCCCGGAAGGAUCGCAACCCGGCAGCACCAGCUGGAGGAGCAGGGGAGAGUGCAGGAAGCUUGAGUUCGCAGUCCAAACCCACUCUCAAGUCGUUGUGGGGGCCCAAGCUGACUCCGGAGGAGGUCGGAAUGGCCAAAGAUCGGGCCCCUUUGGACCGCCACGGCAAGUUGCUCUGCUGGGGAAACCUGUGCCACAUUGGCUGCCAGACGACAGGUUGUCAGCGCUCCCAUGAAGGACUUCGCGGCUCUUUCGAGAAUCUGGACCCGUGUGUGCAAAUGCAACUCCUCAAAAGAGGUGGACUGAAGCGGAUGAAGCUCGAGAGCCCGGAUACCGUGACCACCAAGAUCAAAGACAUCCGGUCCAAGAUGCGAGUCGAGAAGACUGACAAGAUCCAGGACGGAAAGAAGCGAGCGAAGGCUGGGAGCACCCCUGCAACUGUCGGGACAGAAUCUGGAGAGCAGGAGGUAACGGAAGAUGGCCGAGCUGGAGGAGAAGGGCCAAAGGUGCGAUUUUGGGACGUCCCCGAGGAGUUCGAAGUCGACUACACCAAGGGCGAGGACCUCAAGGAUGUGAUUCAAGGGCCGGACUAUGCAUGGCAUCGAGAUGUUCAUCGUGAUCUUCCACCUCAUCGUGGUCGGGAUGGGACUUCGGCACCGCAGGAGGCAAAGCACCUGGUCCAGAAAGCCAAGGAGCUAGGCAAGUCCUCCGCUCUCCAGGCACUGGAGGGAGCCACUGACGACUUGUAUGCAUGGGCCGCCGCUAGGGUUGCCAGGGAACCCGGAGUCGAACUCUCUUCACUUCUUCAGGAAAUGGCGACCUACGGGAUGGGUGAGCUUGCACGGGAAGCGGCUGAACUAUUGGAGCAACGGGAAGGAACUAAAGCAGGCUCAGCUCGACUGGUGGUUCGAGACACUCUGUGGGCAGAGGGGCAACCAGGGCAAGGAAGCGUCGAGCUCGACGGCACCACUUGGCGGCUGUGGGACUAUCAGGAGGACGUCAUGAUGACGGAGGACCUGGCGGCACUUCUUCACCUACCAGAGGUGUCCAUUGAGCGGCGGCAGUGCGUGACCAUCACCAUUGCGGCUAUGGUUGAGUGGAAGGAGAAGAGCCGACGGCCGUCAGUGGAGCAGGUUCAGACCAGAGCACAAAGCCUGAGGCUGGAGCAGACUCGGCUAGCAGUGGACGCGGCCAACACCAUCGGCGAGGCGGAGGAGAUGGUCGCAGCUGUGGAACACGAAGUCAGGACCUACAUCCAUGACCUCACUACAGCUCACCACGAGAAGGACUUUCGCUCGUUGGCGGUCUUCCCUUUGGAAGCCCUUGCGGACUGCCGAUUGGUGGUUUUUAGGGCGGACUACCGAGGGGGCUUGGUCGUGGAGUGCAUCAUUGGGUCCAACUGGAUAGAUGGGGGUUGGACGACCUUCGCACUGAUUUGGAAGGGGCACAUGGUCCUUUUGGAACCGCCGGACGGCUAUGACCUGGAGCGCUUCCUGGCCCGAGAGGACCCCCAGACCACACCUGCGAUGGGGUUUACGUUCUUUUGGCAUGCUCGUCAUGAUCAACCUUCCACCGCACCAGGCAAGAUUUUCUGCAGGUUGUGCAAAGCAGGCCGCAAAGCUGGGGAGUCGCUCAACGCACCAAGGCAUAGCUGCUUGUCCUACACGGCCGCCACCGCUGGAGGCACCAUGGACAUCCACCAUGACCACAAUGUGAUUCGGGCGGUUCGGAGUGCAGGCCAGCCACAUGAACCGGGGCAGCUGGUGCUAAGGGAGUUCUUUGCCGGGAAAGGUGGCAUCUCUGCGGAGUGGAGCAGGACGAGCCCGAGCAUGGAGCCGGUCGAGGUCUACGAGCAUCCACAUGACAAGCAGGGCUACAGGGCACACUUUGACUUGAGCCGAAAGGAUGUCCAUGACAAAUUUCUGGCAGAGGUGCGUACCGGGCCUUCCAAUGUGCAUUGGAUUGCAGCCCCAUGCACGAGCUACUGUGACUGGCAGCAGAAGAAUGGUGGGACUCGCACCUUCGAGUGUCCCGAAGGCACUGGACAGGGACCGUUAGCAGCGACUGAGGCAAUGGGCAACAUUUUGAGUGCGCACGCUGCUGAGCUCUUCGAGGCUUCGUUGGAUUCUGGUGCCUUCCCUCUCGUCGAGUCCAGUGGGGUCAGUGGACGGUACCCCAAGCAAUGGGACCUGCCGUGCUGGAAGCGCAUCCUCAACCGGCCGGACGUAGAGUACGUUGACCUGCCCAUGUGCGCCUUUGGUCUUGGUCCCCCUGAUGAGCCAGAUCAUUUCUAUGUGCACAAGACCAGGGUGGUCUUCCCACUGCAUCCACCGUUACGGCGAGCGCUUCGACGAGUCUGUCCGGGCCUGUCAACCUCGCACCGGCACAUCGGGCUGAAGGGUUGUCGCGACGGCCAAACCGUCACUCGCUGUACUGAAGCCGGGGUGUACGCCCAGAACUUUGUGUCAGUCGUGGUGGCGGUGCUCCAAGCGGUCUUCGGGAUCGAGGCGGAGACGAUGGAGAAGAUGGAGGUGCCCUACUACCUGGUGACCGUGAAGAGGCUGGCGGAGACGGUGAGGAUGACCUACCUGGAGACCUACCCGGAGACGAUGACGGAGGACAUGACGGAGAUGGUGGAGGCGUUCAACGAAACGAUCAACCCGAUGGAGAUGGCAAAGGGGAUGGCUUGUUGGAAUCGAUGGGCUUCGGGAACCACUCGGCGAGCCGCCACGGAGACGGGCCGUGAUCUCAGCAAAGGACCGGGUGAUCCCUAUGCCGUGGAGACCAAUGAGAAGCUCAUCCGCUCCAGCUGGAGCCCGAGAAAGAUCCCCGCGAGGGAGUUCCAGACCAGGGUGGAAUACCCGUAUGGCCUGUCGCGGGCGGAGCGAUAUCGCUUGGCAUGUGAGAAAGGAAAGGGCAAAGGCACCUCCUCUCGAGGCGCCGGGCCAGCUCCAGGAGAUCCUGACCAAGGAGAAGGGGAGACCCUGCAGGGAGCAAUGUGGAGAGUUCAUGAUGAACCCCGGACGACCCUGUACGUCCCGUCGGAGAUUGGUCUUCCUACACCGCUUGCCCACCUAACCAACGAGAGGGUCACCCACCUGCGAGAAGGGGCGAACCAGGUUAUCAUCACGGAUGAUUGGCGGGCUGCCGGAGGGGCUGAUCCAGGCUAUGGCAAGUGGACGGGCGUGACCGUCUUCACCAGCCAGGAGAUGCCGGUUGUCGACGACGAGGCGAUCCCGUGUGAGGACGACUGGGAGUGGGGCGCCGACGAAGAUGAGGGACCCGACCCGGGAGAAGAUGACGGACCGGAGCCCGAGGUGAGUGUCCAAGUGGAGUCAGGCCCGACGGCCUACGCCGGGAGCGAGGCACGUGAUGGCCCAGGUUCGGCCUACCAAGCACCGACUACAGCAGCACGGCAGGCAGCGGAGGAGUAUGUCAAGGCGAUUGAGCAGGACUUUGACAACACUCCUAUGGGUUGGGCGGCCGUGCUACGGGCGGGCAACAAGCUGGUUGAGGUCGCGGGUGGAGUGCGCCAAGCUGCUGAAAGCCUCUGGGAGGUAAGGGAGAAGGCCGGAAUGAUGAACCUAGCCCAGGUGGAUGACCCGGGGCUGGACCGGGUGUUACACCCCCACCUCCUGGAAUAUCUUCGGGAUGUUCGACGAUAUGGCAUGGCGGCCAGGUUCCAAGGGCUUCGGACCAGAGCCUUUGCGAAGCUUCACCCCAAUGCACGACGCCACGUUGACAAGGUCUUUGCCCAGGUCGCUAAGGAUGUGGGAAAGCAGAGGGUGUUGGUAGUCAGUGCCAUGAUGCCUCAGCUGAGCGGGACGAUGGCCUCACCUUUUGAGGCGGUGCAGAAGCUCAAGCCAGAUCGCUCUGUGUCGGAGGAGGUGAGAGUGGUCCACGACCAAAGGACCAUCAACCAUGGGACGAACAAGUUCCUUCACCCGCCGGCCCUUCAACCUACCCACUCACAGAUUGCCAAGCGCAUCCUAUGGGCUAAGGGUCGAUGCCCGGGCUUGCCGGAUGUAGAGUUGUUCGCCGGGGAGCUGCCGUGGAACCCGAGGAAGGCCUUUCCGAACGCCACGGACGAAGAGAUUCACUUGGAGGGCAUUCCGGGCGGGGACAUCACGGUGGUCUACUUGGUCUCCAGCUUCGGGUUCAGUGGUAGCCCAGGAGAAUGGACUGUAUGGGGGCGUAGCACGGAGGAAUUCCAUCGAGCUCACUGCCCGUCGGUUCCACGGAGAGACAUGGGCCAUGGUUUCGAUUGCAAGGUCCUGGUCGACGACGGAGUGUUGGUGGAGCCCUGGGUGGGACUGAGGCCGUGGGUGAGCGCGGAGGUGUUUGAGCACGGCAUCAGGACGCUCCUGGGGAACAAGGCGGUGAAUGAGGAGAAGGACAAGGUGGAAGGAGCCUUCAAGACCGCACAAACGGUCUGGGGGGUGAUCAUGUGCACGGAGGGCGAGACUGCUACGCUUCCAGAGCGACGCAUUCAGAAAGGGGCGGUCCUUCUAGCUGAUAGCUGCUUUGACUACGGCUCCAAGGAGGUCACCCUGAAGCAGCUACAACAGUUCAGAGGCAUCUUGACCGGAUGGGCAGCCAUCGUGAAGGGGCUGGUGAACGAGCUCAAGGCGGCGGACAAGUUUCUUGCGGGCCGUGAUGGGCAUCAGAAGGUGAAUCCCCGACUACGUGGGGAAGGCAGCCAGGCCUGGGAGGCAGACCGGGCAUGGGAGGAUCUAUGGGAGCUUUUUGAGGUCUGCCGCUGGCUGAGUGUGCGGACGGAUCGAUGGGAAUCCUUUGCCACCGGCCUGAGAUCUAUGCUUCCCACUAUGGAGAGAUUGAGCUUGCCUGGAGAGUGGGAGAAGGUCAUUUGGGUGUCAUCCGACGCUACGCCUACCAUGGUGGGAGCCAUCGAUUGGACCAACAGACAGGUGACGCGCCUUCCCACCGGGACCUUGAAAGCGUGGGCUGCUCGGGCUCUGUCAGACCAUGAGAUUGGGGACCAGGAGACCGACCUCGUGAUUCACCUGGGUGAGAUGCUGUCUUUCGUUGCCUUCGCAUGUGCAGCAGGGGACCAGUGGAAAGGGGCAGUAGUGGCCUAUGGGGGAAGAAUCCUCAUCAGGGCCCUCAACCUGGCGGAGAUGAAGUACAACUUCACGGUCGUGAGCGGAUGGUGGCGGACCUAUCACAACGUCCACGCGGACUUCAUCACGCGGUGCACCCAGGAGGAAUUCGAGGGCUUCGUGAAGGAGAAGGGCCUUCAGGUGCUGGACAUCUCUGCGGCGAUCCACGGCGCUCUGGAGGACUCGGCCCGAUAUGGGGCAUGCUUCCUUUGGGGCCCAGAGAAAGAAGGUGAUCGUGCACUGCAACUUCAGCUCCGUGAGAGAAGGGUGUCAAAACAGAUCCAAAGGGAGCUCGAGAUUCCGUGGAAAGCCUUCGCCAAGGAGUGGACCCCCUCGGGAAGGUGGCUGAAAGAUUUUGAAGCCCUGGGAGGAGCCCUAGGAGCGGCCAUCGAGGACGUUGGUGACCGGCCGGUGCUCUUGUGCGCCACGCUUGGAGUGGACUACAAAGGGAAGCACAUGGAGCAGUACCUCCGCAACCUUCAACACGAAGGAGCUCGUUUGGGGCUGGUCGAAGGACCUGGGAAGGUCGAUUGGGAGCGAGGGCAGCGACACUGUGAGAGCCGAGGAUGGGGCUAUGGGAUCGUCGACUUCAUCACCACCGAGAAUGGGGAGGCGUUGACGAGGAGAAGGCGGUGCUUGGUGGUGAACCCACAUGGUGCUCUACCUGAGGCAUGGGAGGAGUUUCUGGUCAGAGCUAUGGGGCCGGCACCAAUGAGUUCACUGCUGAAACCAAAGGAGCACCAUGAACUGUGUUGGACCAAGCCGCUGCGUUUGGAGCUGGAGAGCGGCAUCCCGAGAGAUCGAAUGCUACCUCAACCAGCAGGUCAUGUCUGGUGGGGCGAAGAACGUGAGGUGAUCCAUGGGAUUGGAGGCCCUGGUCGGUGGCCCUUGUUGUCAGACGACGGGAGCAGUUUACAGGGCUACUAUGUCUACAAUCGCCGAGGACCUGGAGGCCAUGUUCGUCGUCUUGACCCGGAGGAACUAUGGGUUCUACAAGGGCGUCAGCUUCGAGACCUACCAGCCAACAUCCCUGCCGAGGUUGCGGCGAUCGAAGGGGUCCGGGCCACGAAAAUUCAAACUGCCGCGAACCUGGUGACCAUGGGAGGCCAAAUCCUCUGUGAGCUGAUCGCCCGUGAAGCUGGGGAACUGAACCCGGGUAAGGCCGGGAUGAUGCCGGACGCCACCGGAGCGGAGGCCAUGGCCCAGAUCCUGCUGUGGCUCAGAAGGUGGAAGAGAGGAGAGUUGAGGCGGAGCCCGCCGUCCUAUGAGGCCGACACCACCAGGGCUGGUGGCGGCACGGGGCCACCGCUGAGGAGGCUGUGGAGGUGGUCGGAGGCGUGGUGGUGGGCUCAAUGCAUGGACGAGGAAGAGGAGGACGAUGCCUACACCCUGGAGUUUGCCAACGAGAUCAAGGGUUCCUAUGCUGGCGGACGGACCAAAGCCAAGACCGACCCGCUCAAAGUUGCCGAGAAGGUGAGAGCCCAGGCCGUUCACCUCACCAAGAGUCUCGCCCCGUUUUGCGGUGAUGUUCGUGAAAGGGUCGAUGAAUGGCUGGAGGAGAACAUGACUGGGGACAAGAGUGCCGCGACGGAGAAGGCCUAUGGCGGAGCGUGGAUGAAGUGGUGCGCUUGGGCUAGAAGACAGGGCUGGCCAGAUGAGUUCCUCAACCGCAAUGUGGACCCGAUUGAGAACGAGAACCGGGUGCUGGCCUACGUGGGUUACCUGGGAUGGCUGGGCGCCUCGCCCAAUACCAUCCGUCAACACAUCUUCGCGAUGAAGAUGGUGCACAAAAGGAGUGGCAGGACCGAUCCCUUGGAUGGAAUGCAUCGGGUGUGGAUCCUCGUCAACGCCUUGGAUCGGAGAUCGACUACCAGGAAGCCACGGCGCUUGGGGGUCACGCCUGAGAUGUUAGUAUGGUUGGGCGAGAAUCUGGUCGACCCGCUAGUGAAUGACCGGCAUUCAAUUCCGUACGCGGAGGCAGUGAUGGUCGUGGCGGCCUUGGAGCUGGCGCGGUUCUUCAUGCUGAGGGCCAAGGAGUUCGGGGAAUCGAACGGAGUGGACGAGAGCAUGAUCACGAGGGGCUGUGACAUCCGCCUGUCUCACCAAGGAGUGGCGAAACCGGUGGGGGAGGCGACCGAGAUUUCCCUCUUCUUCCGGAAGACCAAGAAUGACCAGCUGGCCUUCGGGGACACCAAGACGCUGCAGGCCACGGGGAGGAAGCACCUUUGCCCAGUCGAAGCACUGGACCGUAUGAGGCAAGUCUGGACGAUGCGGUUUUUGCCAGGCCAUGCCGAGAGCACCAAGCCGCUGUUCAGAUGGAGCAAUGGCCAGGUCAUCAAGAGGAUCGAGAUCCAGCACUUCCUCCAGGAGGCAGCGGUUGGAGUGGGCUUGCCGCCAGGGAGGUUCAUGUCCCACUCUUUGAGGAUUGGUGAGGCGUCAGCUUUGUUCCAGUCGACUGCCGACAUUGAGUUGGUGAAGCGAGCGGGAAGGUGGUCCUCCUCUGCGGUGCAACGCUACCUCUUCGAUGGGGGGUCGGUCAGCGCAGUCUCCAAGAAGAUGGCCGCGGUCGGAGAUGUGACCACCUUUAGAUGA
This is a messenger RNA of Durusdinium trenchii, 8685 nucleotides long. NCBI's taxonomy places the organism in Eukaryota, Dinophyceae, Suessiales, Symbiodiniaceae. The record is from the annotation of a GenBank genome assembly.